AUGGUCCUUCCCGCCUGCGAAUACCACGGCUCUGCGGGCAUGUACAAGAUAUCGCAGUCCGCUGACGUGAUAUGCGUCAUAUGGUGUUCGCUCCAGGCCGCGUCGCAGGGCUUCAGCCAGGCUCCGACGAACAUCUCGGCAAACAAGUUGGGACCGAGUUCGCGAGCGCGGAUUGCACCCAAGGAAAUGCUUCUUGCCGUUUGCGAGGCUUCUGCUCUGGGGCAGCAUCACGGACCUAGUUCUCUCCCUGAGUACCGUUCUAGGAGAUCGUUUCGCAUCGCGGCGACACGCUCGCAAGUCGACAUGUAUUUCUAG
Messenger RNA from Dichomitus squalens LYAD-421 SS1, 315 nucleotides. RefSeq lists its product as uncharacterized. NCBI's taxonomy places the organism in Eukaryota, Fungi, Basidiomycota, Agaricomycetes, Polyporales, Polyporaceae. The record is from RefSeq and is a predicted model, not a curated record. The transcript is spliced from 3 exons. The coding region runs from base 1 to 315 and encodes 104 amino acids.